This is a messenger RNA of Rhopilema esculentum, 1551 nucleotides long. RefSeq names its product COP9 signalosome complex subunit 6. Gene Ontology annotation, biological process: protein deneddylation. Gene Ontology annotation, cellular component: COP9 signalosome. The record is from RefSeq and is a predicted model, not a curated record. Gene Ontology annotation, molecular function: metallopeptidase activity; protein binding. Lineage: Eukaryota; Metazoa; Cnidaria; Scyphozoa; Rhizostomeae; Rhizostomatidae.
UUAAAAGUUAGAGGUUUUCUUAUUUUGUGUUUAUUAUCUCUUUUAUUUUUUUAAGCAGCUAAAAAAUCUCUUUAAUGUUAGGUCGAGCAUAUUCUUAGAGAUCUAGACAGAUGAUCACGAAAUUAUCACCAAAAAGUGUUUUGAAAGGAUCGAAUUCGAAACUCUUGGCCACAGCCUCGUUUCAAGAUUGGAUGAAAUCUGCUGGAAACUUUGAGGCCCUUUUUGAAAACGCAGCUGAAAUUCAUAAAGAUCAAAGAGAGGAAGGCAACUGAUGUUUGCAAAUAACAAGAGGCCUAAAAUGACAAGUGAUACAGCUGAAGAUAUCCCAAUGCAAUCAGAGGCACCCGAAGUUGAUUCAACAGUAAUGGCACCCUCUGGAUCAGCCAGUGUUAGCAUUGCGCUGCAUCCUUUGGUAAUUAUGAAUGUGUCGGAACAUUACACUCGAACAAAAGCUCAAGGAGAGAUCAGAGAUGCGAAAGUUGUUGGAGCUCUUCUUGGAAAACAGGAAGGAAGAAACAUAGAGAUUCUGAACUCUUUUGAGCUUCAAUAUGAUUUAAUUGAGAAGGAUAUUGUUAUAAAUAUGGAAUAUUACAGAGCAAAGGAGGAGCAAUUCAGGCAAGUUUUCAAGGAAUUGGAUUUUAUUGGCUGGUACACAAAUGGUGGUCCCCCAAACCCUGGUGAUGUUCAUAUCCAUAAACAGAUGUCACAAAUAAAUGAAAGUUCACUGUUAUUCAAGCUCAAUCCACUUUCAAAGUCUUCUGAUCUCCCAGUAAACAUAUUUGAGUCAGUGAUCGAUUUGGUUGACAAAGAACCUAGAGUUCUUUUUAUUGAUGUACCAUACACCUUAGCAACCGAGGAGGCUGAAAGAAUUGGAGUAGAUCACGUCGCUAGAGUGUCGUCUGCUGGGAACUCAGAAAUUUCAUCAGCUGCGGAGCACCUACAAACACAACAUAACGCGAUAAAAAUGCUGCAUAACCGUAUAAAAACCAUUCUUCAGUACGUGAAAGCUGUCAAGGCAGGUGAAAUUCCGUUAAACAAUGAGAUAAUGAGGAUGUGUCGAAGCCUUUGUCAAAGAUUGCCUGUUCUUGAGUCAUCACAAUUUCAAGAAGACUUUUUUGAUCAAUGCAAUGAUGUUAUGCUGUUGACGUAUUUGGUCACAAUCAACAAGGGUUGUAAUACUGCAAGUGAUUUCAUCACAAAAUUCAACUUGGCCUACGACAGACACGGAAUUGGCCGCCGAAUGAGAGGACUUCUCUACUGAUUGUCGCUAGGAUUUGAAUUGUUGGUUUAAACUAUUUUAAACCAGUUAAACAGCUCCAAGGACGGUGUUUCUCCAUUGGAUUAUGGAAAGAAUCUAUUGCUGCAGGUCUAUCGUUGACGUCACUGUCUGAAACUACCUGAGUCACUUUGAGCUAAAACCGUUAAACGUCUAAUGGUUCAUGAUAGGCUCAUUCAAUGGGUCCGUGAAAUUGACCUUUACAUUCUAUUGUAUCCGUUGGUAGCAAUUGGAUUAAUAUAAGUGUUUCAUAGUUUUGAAAGAUAAGUGAAAAA